CGAGCUUCAGAAGCUUGGGGGAGCUUGGGCCCGGGAUCGCUGCCCCCGCCGCAAUCCCCCUGUAGCCAAUGGAAUUCACAGCAAUAGGUUCCGACGUCAGCAGUUGCUCCCCCGCAAAAAACAACCUGACCCCUCCAACCCCCAGAUCGCCCGGGCGACUCGGCGCCGCAAUUGGAAUUGCAAUUGCAUCGACGCCGCCUCGAACAUGUCCAAGGCGGCCGCUUUCCUGAACGACCCACCGGCGGCCGACGACCGCCCCAGCUUCGAGACCAUCAUCAAGCACGGCCACCAGGAUCUCGUGCAGGCCGUCGCCUUCAACAACCAUGGCGACCGCUGCGCCACCGGCUCCGUCGACGGCAAGAUCCGCGUCUUCAACCGCCACAAGGACGGCGCAUGGCGCUUAUGCGACACCUGGGGCGCCCACGCCAGCGAAAUACUCGAGAUCCAAUGGCUGCCGACCACCGUCUACCCGAACCUGCUCGCCUCGCUCGGCAUCGAGGGCCGCUUCAAGCUCUGGGCCGAGGACCCCGCCGCGCCGCCCGGCCGCCGCUUCUCCGAGUCGACCCGUAACGGGCCCCAGCUGACCAUUCCCGCCCGCUCGCUCCAACUCUACGGCAGCAACGGCGCCGUCUACCCCCCCAACCCCCCGCCGCCGCCCACAUCCGGCUUUGGCAGCGUCGCGCCCGCCGCGCCGCCCGCGCCCGAAACCAGCACCUCCUCUGGCGUGCCCAUGGCCAAGCCGGCCUUCGAGACCCGCAACGCCCGCUCGCCCUACCGCUCCUUCUCGCUCAAGCACCUCGACGACUCCCGCCUCACCUACCUCGCCCUGCUUUCCGCCGACGGCACCCUGACCGUCUACGAGAACGACCACAUCGAGAACCUGGCCUCUUUCACCCAGCUCGACGAGUUCUCCACCACCACCCCAUCCACCACCUCCUCCUUCACCACCGCCGCUCCCGGCACCACGACCGCCGCUACAUCGGGGAGCGCAGCCGGCGGGACAACCGAAGAAGACACCGACCCCUCCUCCACCACCAGCACCGCCGCCCCCACCACCACCUCCACCGCCGCCGCUGCUACCGCCCUGCCCCCCACGGGCCCCAAACCAGCCGCCCGGGGCGAGGAGACCUCGUUCCGGGUGCGCUUCGACCCGAACCCGGAGGUGUGCUACACGGCGCUGCGCGCGGGCGUGCCGAGCGACGCGCUGGGCCUGGUGGUGGCGGUCAUGGACGUGGUGCGCGUGUACCGCACGCGCGACACCAUCCGCGCCACCCUCGGCAUGGCCGCCGCCGGGAAGGGCUUCUACCUGGCCGCCGAGGUGCCGCGCGGCGUGCACGGCGGCCUGGUCCGCGACGUCGCCUGGGCCCCCGGGAACAUCCGCGGGUACGACGUCGUGGCGACCGCCUGCCAGGACGGCUGGGUCAGGGUGUUUCGGCUCGAUGCCCUGCUUCCGCAGGCUGCUGGCGCCGGCGCUGCUGCUCCCGCUGCGGGUGCUCGUGGGGGUGGGGGUGGGGGAGAUGCGGGUGGGCAUGGGGAAGGGGAGGAGGCGGAGGAGGGGCCGGCGUGGGGGAUGGGCAGGGUGAAGCGGCAUGCGGAGCGGCGCAGGCUGGACGGGGAGGACGGCGCGGUGCGGGCCGCGCUGAUGGCGUCGUCGGGGAUUCGCGCGGGCCUGGAUCACCAGAGCAGCAGCGGCGGCGGCAGGGCGGGGCCGGAGAGGAAGGACGGCACCACGGCCACGGCGGCGGCCAUGGCGGCGGCGGCAACGCUGCCCGGCCAGAUCCGGCAUGUCAUGACGGAGAUCUCGCGCAUGGACAGCCACCACACGCCCGUCUGGCGCGUCGCGUUCGACGACGACGGGCAGAUCCUGGGCAGCGUCGGCGACGAGGGCAAGCUCGUGUGCUACCGCCAGAAGCCCGACGGGUCCUGGGCCAAGAGCACCGAGAUGGCCAUCGUCAAGAUGAAGAUGGCGGCGCCCUGAUGGUGCGGGGCGAGUGUCUGUCUGGCUUUGGAUGGAUGGCGUUCCAGCCGUGAGGGCUGAUACGAUGUUCCCGCGGUCUCGUCUCGUCUCUCCUGUGAAGUGAGCGGAGGUUGUGAGCUGAGCUCCAGUCGCAACGGGUGGGUUCUCCCGUCGACCGAUUCAGGGACGGAGGGAACAGAACCCGCGGGGCCCGCUUCCGGCCUGAAAAU
Molecule: messenger RNA, 2187 nt
Organism: Thermothielavioides terrestris NRRL 8126
Lineage: Eukaryota; Fungi; Ascomycota; Sordariomycetes; Sordariales; Chaetomiaceae
Exons: 2
Coding region: 206-1978 (590 amino acids)
Biological process (GO): cellular response to amino acid starvation; positive regulation of TORC1 signaling
Cellular component (GO): nuclear pore outer ring; Seh1-associated complex
Molecular function (GO): structural molecule activity; protein binding
Source: RefSeq, a predicted model, not a curated record